Messenger RNA from Phyllopteryx taeniolatus (common seadragon), 5082 nucleotides. RefSeq names its product slingshot protein phosphatase 1a (gene ssh1a). The transcript has 15 exons. Gene Ontology annotation, biological process: protein dephosphorylation; actin cytoskeleton organization; negative regulation of actin filament polymerization. The record is from RefSeq and is a predicted model, not a curated record. Gene Ontology annotation, molecular function: protein tyrosine/serine/threonine phosphatase activity; actin binding. The coding region runs from base 642 to 3755 and encodes 1037 amino acids. NCBI's taxonomy places the organism in Eukaryota, Metazoa, Chordata, Actinopteri, Syngnathiformes, Syngnathidae. Gene Ontology annotation, cellular component: cytoplasm.
ACCCGGAGAAGACGCACGUAGGAGAACAUGCAACAACUCUACACAGGCGAGGCCGGAUUUGAACCCGGGUCCUCAGAACUGUGAGGCAGAUGUGCUAACCAGUCGAUCACCGUGCUGCCCUCAGCGAAUGUCGAUUAAUUAAAUUUGUUAGCAAAUUGAUUAUUAUUUAAGUGUACUUUUUGUGACAUUUUGUUUUGGUGGUUUUUCGUUGUAUCUAUGUGCCUUGGCUUAAUCAAGGUUGGGAAACUAUGGACUGAAAGACAAGAUCCUGUAGGUGGACAUUUUCUCUGCGCUGGCAAGACAAUGUGCCAAUUCUAAUGGAGGACCAGACCACAUAUUUUCAGCUCAAGGGUGGGAAAGACACAUCUCGUAACACCGGGAGUGCUGUCUGCAGCAAAAGAAAGCUUAAGAAAUGCUUUUGACACUGUGAAGCCGCAUAGACCGAUUAGACAAGCACGGUUGUGUUAGUUUCAGGUGGCAGGUGGAGACUGCAGCAUGUCCAUCCAGUCUGAGAGGCACCCACAGACGCUGAGAGGAGGGAGGUGGCACCAGAAGGAGUGGAAUCUUAAACGGCACCAAGUGGAGUGGAUGAGUCCACGCUGUCUGCUGGUGAAGAGAAAGUGGCUUGCGGAUUCAACAGGAUGCAUCUGUUUGUAGAAGCCAUUCAGGAGGCUGUGAGGACGCUACCUUAUUUUGUGGAGAAUGCUAUGUUGACCCAUAGUGAGAUGCAGCGCAUCCUGAGUGAGAGCUUCUUUAUGGUGAAGGGUGCUGCGCUCUUCCUACAGCAAGGGAGCUCCCAGCAGGGCCAAAAAGUGCAUCCUCACCACAAACAUGCAGGGGACUUACCGCAACACCUACAGGUGAUGAUAAAUAUUCUUCGCUCAGAGGACCGGAUCAAACUGGCCGUGCGGCUGGAGAGUGCAUGGUUAGAUCGUGUGCGAUACAUGGUAGUCGUGUACACCAGUGGACGGCAGGACACAGAGGAGAACAUCCUACUGGGAAUCGACUUUACUAACAAAGACUGCAAAAGCUGUUCGAUCGGCAUGGUGCUGCCUCUGUGGAGUGACAGUAAAAUCCAUCUGGAUGGAGAUGGGGGCUUUACUGUGAACACUGCAGGGCGUACACAUGUCUUCAAACCUGUGUCAGUGCAGGCUAUGUGGUCAGCUCUUCAGGUGCUCCACAAAGCUUGCGAGGUGUCCCGCAGAUACAACUAUUUCCCCGGGGGUAUGGCUCUCACUUGGAUGGGUUACUAUGAAAGCUGCAUUGCUUCAGAGCAAAGUUGCAUCAAUGAAUGGAACACAAUGAAGGACUUGGAAUCCACACGUCCAGACUCGCCCACUAUGUUUGUCGACAAGCCUUCGGAGAGAGAGAGGACCGAGUGCCUUAUCAGAGCCAAACUCCGAAGCAUCAUGACAUGCCAGGAUCUUGAGAAUGUCACAUGCAAACAGAUCCGCACUGAGUUGGAGCAGCACAUGAGCUGCAACCUGAAGGAAUUCAAAGAGUUCAUCGACAAUGAGAUGCUGUUGAUUUUGGGCCAGAUGGACAAAGCUACACUCAUCUUUGACCAUGUCUACCUGGGCUCUGAGUGGAAUGCAUCAAAUUUGGAAGAACUGCAAGAGACGGGGGUGGGAUAUAUCCUCAAUGUUACCAGAGAGAUAGACAACUUUUUUCCAGGCACAUUCAGUUAUCACAACAUACGUGUGUACGACGAAGAGGCCACUGACCUGCUGGCUCACUGGAACGAUACGUACAACUUCAUUGUUAAAGCGAAAAAGAACUACUCCAAGUGUCUUGUUCAUUGCAAGAUGGGUGUCAGCCGAUCUGCCUCCACAGUCAUUGCGUACGCCAUGAAAGAGUACGGGUGGUCGCUAGAGAAGGCGUACAACUUUGUCAAGGAAAAGAGGAGCAUCACACGACCGAACCCAAGUUUCAUGAGACAGCUGGCAGAGUACGAGGGCAUCCUUGAUGCGAGCAAACAGCGUCACAACAAGCUGUGGCAUCCAGACGCAGACUGUGAGAUGGCCGAGGGCCAGCAGGUGCCGGCCCAGUGCUGUGGUGAGGAAGAGGGAGACCACCUGACGCCAGAGCCAACCAUGUCUCCCUGCUGUGAAGAUAUGCUGCCCGAUAAAGGUGCAGCGUGCCCCUCCCCUUGCCGAAAAGUGGCACUGGAGAUCGACCCCGCCUACAACAACUAUUAUUUCCGGAGGCUGUCUGACUCUGCGCUGGACAGCGAGCCCUCAACACCUGUACGUGGCCCACCUCUUCUUGGCAUGGAGAAAGUCUUCAUUGAAAUCGAGGAUGUGGAGCGAGACGCUCUGCUGGACGAUGAGCCAUUCGAUGGGCGAGAGGGUCUGGGGCUUCCCCAUUUUGGGUCUACAGCGAAGGGCACCGCAGCCCAGACCUGCAAUCGCGGCCCAGAGCCCCUGGAGGAGCUGCGUCUGCGACUGGAGUUUAGCACAGUGGAGGAAGAGGACGAAGAUGAUGUGCAAAAGGAGGAAGCAGACAUGGAGGUACUGAUGCAGCCAGAUGACGGAGGGGGUGGCGAUAGAGGUGGAGGCGCAGAGGAAACGCAGGAUGUGGAGGUCGAAGGCGAUGUGGACGCCAAUGGCAUGGACCUGGCAACCCUGAAUGAAAAUUCCAACAACAACAACUGUUUUACCUCUCACCAGAACUUUAAUGGAAAAGCUGCCCCUCUUGCAGCUGAUGUGUCUUUAUGUUCACAGAGGGAUUCUAAUUCCAAGCAGAAGGACAUUUCGCCAACCUCUGUUUCAGAUCCUUGCCUUAAGCUCAGUCCUCCUGAAGUCCUAAGUGCUCCAUUUCUGCUACCCCAGACCUCUUCUGAAGACCUCCAGUGUUCAAUGUUGUCCCUGUCCGACUGUGCCAACAGUGCUUCCCUUGGUUCUUCAGCUCUCCCUGAUUUACCGCAGCCGCCAGCGGACUCCCUUCAUGUUUUAGGGGUGCAGGACUGUGGUGAUAUGUUGCAUGUAAACAUAGAGUGUGAAAAUAGGCUGUCUGUAACCUCUUCAGAGGCUCUCCCCGAGCUGCUGGCAAUGGAGUUUCACAGAGAUACACCUGCCAUGGCUUGCUACCUAAACCAGCAGGACACCUUUGUGGAGCUGCAGCGGUCAGGUGUGGUGCGCCGCCACGCAGAGAGAUUGGAGAGACUUUCGGGUUUGACCCAUGAGAGCCUGCAUUCCUUGAAGCCUUUGCACGAAUGUCAAAUGUCCAAGAAGAACUUUCAAAACGAAGAGGAUGAGUUCCCUGGCUUUCCUAGAGACUUGAUGAAAUCCUCUACACCGUGCCAAGUAAGGUUAGAGCCCCUGGUUGUUCCACUCACCAAUGAAGCCUUGUUGGGGGUGGUGGGGUCAGGGAUGCUCACCCCCACCUCCUCGCCUCACGGCACCACCCUGACACGCAGCUCCAGCAGUGACAGUCUACGCAGCGUGAGAGGAAAGCCCGGCCUCGUACGUCAGAGGGCGCAGGAGAUUGAGACACGCAUGCGUCUGGCGGGCCUCACGGUGUCAUCCAGGCUCAAACGGUCCAACUCGCUGGCCAAGUUGGACAGCCUCAAUCUCUCCUCUGAGGACCUGUGCUCUGCCUGUUCUUCAGAUGCAGGAACACUACUGCUUCUCUCGCUGUCCCCGGAGCCAGCUCACAGCAUGGAAUGGGAGUCCCCUGCCACCGCUUCUCAAUUCCGACCCUGCAAGGACCUGCACACUCCAGAGAAAGCUCGAGCAGGGGAGCCCAUAAGCUGACACGCACGGUGGUACUCCAGGUCCCCCUCAUCACCACCAUGUAGCGCUGUAGAGGGUUGUACAGAUUGUGGAAACAAACAAACAAAAAAGAAUAUAUACAAAGCAUUCACUUAUUUGCCAUAUUGUUUGUCAAUCUGCUUUGACAGUGAAAGUCAUAUUGCUGUAUCUGACAAGGAAAGCCAUCAGUUCACCUCUGACUUGGUUGGGAUAAACAAGUGCCUUACGUUUGAGACCAGAGAGGCACAACGUUUUAGGCAGAAGGAUAAGAGGCUAAGAACAACCUUUAAUUCACAGCCCACAGUUCCUGGUAUGUACUGAAAAACGGUACUGGGCCCGUCUGCAUUUCUUUUUUUCUUUUUUUUUUUUUUUUUUUUUUUUAAAAACCAGUCCGGUACAAAGUAGUAGUAUUGUUAAUUGACAAACCUUUUUCCAGUCAGAAAGCGUUGUUGUGAAAGUGUUCAUAAUUGUAGAGUUGUUUACUACACUGUUCUUUGUUUUAGAUGCCAUAGGCCUUCAUGUCGAAUUCAUGGAGAGCCGUUUCUCGUUGAAGUUGAGGUCAAGUUAUGGAAUUGAUGAGUGACGAUGCAUGAGUGAAUGAAAGGAAAAGUGGAGUGAGUUAGGCUUUUUAGUCUUCAACACACAUCAGAAUAAUUUCUGAGUAUGUUGUUCCUUUGCACUUCUUUUUUUAAAUUAUGUAUACUGGUACACAACAAGCUAUCUUCCAAAAUAACAUUAGAGUAAUGUUAUCCACCUCAUCAUUCCCUUCAGUGAACUUUGUGAAAACAGUGAGCAGUCAUGUUGUGUGGACUUGAAAUCUGUCAAAUAUAAUAACGCAGAUCAAGAAAUGCAUAUCAGAAAUGGUCUUUUCUGUUCUAGUUCUGUGAACAUUUUUGACAAGCUAUCAAUGAGAAAAAGUCAUCCUUGAGGAUUGCCAACAUCACAGUCAUUGUUUUUUAAAUGUGAAAAACCAAAGCUCUAUGGCUGUUUCAUCAAAUUGAAGCCGUACAAUAGAGUCAUCAUGUCAAUCAAGUAUUUAAAUGCUCUCACUGCUGUUCAUCAUUUUGCACAUCUGGGAGAAAUGGAAAAAAACUUGAGGGAGUCGUUGGGCUUAUUGCUGUCAGGCUGUUACGCUCAUAUCCACUUUUUAAAACUACGAUCACGAUAGGUUCCGUCAUUUUUGAUAACCAUGAUGAUUUAUUUUUUUUUAAUAUAUACUUAUGCAGUAACUUUUGUACUGUACAUCGCUGUAGUUAAAAUGCAUAUUGCACUUUUUAUGUUAAUGUACUGUAUGUGUUGAUUAUGAAAAUAAACGUUUUUUUAUUGUAAA